Sorex araneus (European shrew) is the source of this 721-nucleotide messenger RNA. It is a transcript of the gene IL15, whose product is annotated as interleukin 15. The record is from RefSeq and is a predicted model, not a curated record. Lineage: Eukaryota; Metazoa; Chordata; Mammalia; Eulipotyphla; Soricidae. The coding region runs from base 1 to 636 and encodes 211 amino acids. Gene Ontology annotation, cellular component: extracellular region. Gene Ontology annotation, molecular function: cytokine activity; cytokine receptor binding. Gene Ontology annotation, biological process: positive regulation of T cell proliferation; positive regulation of cytokine production; immune response. The transcript has 7 exons.
AUGACAGAAAGUUUGCACACUUCAGGCCAUGUCAGCACGGACCAUCUCUUCCAGGAAGAUCUGCCCACAAGGGCUGAGAGCAACAGCAACUGCCUCUGGGCCUUUGCUCCAGCUGUGCCCCCAGCUUUGGAUUCUCCUCCCAGUCACACGAUCACGAGGAAACCGGGUUGGAGAGGUUCUUGCUUCCCGUACUGGUUAUGUUUACUCCUGAAUAUUCGCUAUUCAACCCAGGCUGGCAUUCAUGUCUUCAUUUUGGGCUGUAUCAGUGUGGUUCUCCCUAAGACAGAAGCUCACUGGCCAGAUGUACUACAAGAUUUGAAGCAUAUUGAAAAACUUAUUCAAUCUAUACAUAUUGAUGCUACCUUAUAUACUGAAAGUAAUUUUGAUCGGAACUGCUCAGUAACAGCAAUGAGAUGUUUUCUCCUGGAGCUCCACGUUAUUUUACAAGAGUGCAAAGAUGAGAAAAUUCAAGAAAAAGUAGAAAACAUUAUCAUACUAGCAAACGACAGUUUGUCUUCAAGAGGGAAUGUAACGGAAGGCAAAUGCAAACAGUGUGAGGAGCUGGAGGAAAAGAAUAUAGAGGAAUUUGUUGAGAAUUCAAUGCAGAUGGUACAAUGGUUCAUUGCCGGCAAAUGAUUGCCUUCGGCUUUCUGCUAGCUACCGAGCACCGCCCCACCGCCCGGGGCAACGCCACGAUGCUGUGUAUUCACCGCUGGACAGA